Messenger RNA from Lathyrus sativus (Indian pea), 459 nucleotides. The record is from the annotation of a GenBank genome assembly. Lineage: Eukaryota; Viridiplantae; Streptophyta; Magnoliopsida; Fabales; Fabaceae.
AUGUGUUCAAUAAGAGAAUUAUUACAUGGAGCUUUAUGUGAAGCCUUAAGGCUUUAUCCGCCGGUUCCUUUGGAGCACAAAUCUCCAUUGAAAUCUGAUGUGCUUCCUAGUGGACUUAAGGUUAAGGAAAAUACAAUGAUAAUGUAUUCUUUAUAUUCAGUUGGAAGGGUGGAAGAAAUAUGGGGAGAAGAGUGUUUGGAAUUUAAGCCAGAGAGGUGGAUUUCUAACAAAGGAGGGAUAGUUCAUGUACCUUCUUACGAGUUCAUUGCUUUCAAUGCCGGACCAAGGAGUUGUUUGGGUAAGAGUAUAAGUUUCAUUGAGAUGAAAAUGGUUGCUGUAGCAAUAUUGUUGAAUUAUCAUGUUCAAGUGGUGGAAGAUCAUCCUAUUAUCCCAAGUGUUUCUGUUGUUUUACAUAUGAAACAUGGAUUGAAAGUUAAUAUUAAGAAAAGAUCCAUUUGA